Molecule: messenger RNA, 2224 nt
Organism: Chrysoperla carnea
Lineage: Eukaryota; Metazoa; Arthropoda; Insecta; Neuroptera; Chrysopidae
Gene: pdm3
Product: POU domain, class 6, transcription factor 2
Exons: 11
Coding region: 74-2224 (716 amino acids)
Biological process (GO): regulation of transcription by RNA polymerase II
Molecular function (GO): RNA polymerase II cis-regulatory region sequence-specific DNA binding; DNA-binding transcription factor activity, RNA polymerase II-specific
Source: RefSeq, a predicted model, not a curated record
UGGCAAAACGGCGUCGCAUCAAAGAAAUUUAUCUUUUGUAAGCACAUCAGACGAGUCAGGAUGCGAGGCUGACAUGGCCGAGGGAGGUGGGGGGCCGGACGAGGACAGCGGGGACGCAGCAAUGUUAGCUGGAGCCACAACGGCGGCAUCUCUGACAACAACCGUCACCGGAAAUAACUUACCAACACAACAUCAACCAUUGAAUCUUAAAGCAGCUGAGGAUACCGAUCAUGAAACUAGCAGCAUAGGAUCACCAGAACCAGCAUCCACAAUGGGUAUGGAUUGUACAACAAAUACAGCAGCGACUACAAAUGGAUUAUUUUCACAAAAUCAUCAACAGCUAUUAAUGAUGAGUGCGGCAGCAGCCCUACAAAAUCGUGCCGCAAAUUUACGUUCUGAAAGUCCGAUGAGUGCGGAAACUGUGGAUCCAUCGAAAAUGGUUGCGGCAGCCGCAGCUCAUUUAAAUGGCACCAUGGCCAGCAUGGUAACAUUACAAAAUCUACAAAAUUUGGCAUCACUUCAACAAACAUUACCCCAAGUGUCUGCAUCGUUAGCAGCAAAUUUACAAAAUCUACCAACGGGAUUAACAACAUCCACAAAUAGUCCACCAAUAAAUGCUCCAUUAAAUUUAAGUGUGACUGCAUCAGCAAUCCCAACAACAAGUACAAACACCAGUCCGAAUGAUAUUCUAUCUCCGGCAUCGAUAAAACCAUCAACAUCACUUUUAGGGUCACCACAACAGACUGCGGCCACAGCUCCAACCAUGCCACAAUUUAUAUUGGCUUCGGGGCAAUUAGUACAUGGUAUUCAAGGGGCACAGCUAUUGAUUCCUACAUCACAAGGGAUUGCUACACAAACGAUAUUAACAAUACCGGUGAAUCAUGUGAAUAGUAAUGAUCAGAUGGUGAAUUUAGCUUUAAAUAAUGGCCAAGUGAUGACCACAUCCUUAGCAAAUUUACAAGCUAUGGCAGCGCCACAAUCGUUGUUAACAUCUGUUGCGAACACAGGUCCAACCACAACAAAUCCAAUAAAUAGCGGACUACUAAACCAUGCUGGUUCUUUACCGCAAUUAAUAAAUAAUAAUAAUUCAACAGCGACGGCUCAAAAAUUAUUGAGCGCCCUUCAACAACAACAACAACAACAGCAACAGCAACAAAGCCAAUCGCAAUCAACGCGAUUAAUACAAACCCCACCCCCAUCACAAUCGUUAUUAACGACUGUAGUGCCAUCUAGUCAACAUACUACACCAUUAUUACAUCAUUCAAAUCAUUCGGAAUCGGGCGAUAGUUGUUCAUCACCCGUACCACAAAAUUUAUCGCAACGAUCAUCAACGGCGACCAGCAACAAUCAAAAUAACAAUAAUUCGAAUCACACGUCAUCAAUGUAUCAUCAGCAUUCCGAAAAUUCUCGACAAAAUGGUGGUAGUGGGUCACCGAACUCUUCAUCGAUAUCAGCGGCAAUAAAUAGUAUAAAUCGUUUAACUGCGAAUAAUAGUGAGCUAACUAUAACAACAACACACGGGCCAACAUCGUCGAAUCAAUCGCACGGGGACCCUGGAUCAAUGAAAUUGUCACCGACUUCGAUGAAAAUGUCACCAUGUACGGAUACAUCGACGGCGGAUUUGUUAAUUGAUUCUCCAAAUCAACCAACGAUCAAUCAAACCAGCAGUAACGUUGUGGAUGGCAUCAAUUUGGAUGAAAUCAAAGAAUUCGCUAAAGCAUUUAAAUUACGUCGUUUGUCAUUAGGUCUAACACAAACACAAGUGGGUCAAGCACUCAGCAUAACCGAAGGACCCGCAUACAGUCAAAGUGCAAUAUGCAGUGCCCUGGCAACCCAGAUGUACUGCGCCGCGCAGUUGUCUUCGCAACAACAAGCAAUGUUUGAAAAACUUGAUAUUACGCCUAAGAGCGCACAGAAAAUUAAACCAGUUUUAGAACGGUGGAUGAAAGAGGCUGAAGAAAGAUACAAAAGUGGACAAAAUCAUUUAACGGAUUUCAUUGGUGUGGAACCAUCGAAGAAACGAAAACGGCGAACAUCAUUCACACCACAAGCGUUAGAAUUAUUAAAUGCACAUUUCGAACGAAAUACUCAUCCAUCAGGUACCGAAAUCACUGGAUUAGCACAUCAAUUAGGCUACGAACGUGAAGUGAUACGAAUAUGGUUUUGUAAUAAAAGACAAGCGUUAAAAAAUACAGUGCGAAUGAUGUCGAAAGGCAUGGUUUAA